Messenger RNA from Neltuma alba, 1104 nucleotides. RefSeq names its product elongation of fatty acids protein 3-like. The record is from RefSeq and is a predicted model, not a curated record. Lineage: Eukaryota; Viridiplantae; Streptophyta; Magnoliopsida; Fabales; Fabaceae. Bases 71 to 886 code for a protein of 271 amino acids. The transcript has a single exon. Gene Ontology annotation, biological process: sphingolipid biosynthetic process; fatty acid elongation, monounsaturated fatty acid; fatty acid elongation, polyunsaturated fatty acid. Gene Ontology annotation, cellular component: endoplasmic reticulum membrane. Gene Ontology annotation, molecular function: fatty acid elongase activity.
CCAACUCGCCUUCUCGAUAACUCCCGAAAUCUACCGCCAUACGCCGCGGCGUGUGACGGCGAGGACGAGAAUGAAUCCCAUAGGUUCCAGCCUUCAGUACUGGUUAGUGAACCACCCAUCGAUUCUCAACUUCACAUGGAUCCCAGGCCAAACCGUAGGCGCCUCCCCUCUCUUCCUCUCUCUCACUCUCCUCUGCUACCUCUCUCUCACCUUCCUCCUCCCUCUCCUCCGUCUCCCUCCUCUUAAACCUCACAUUCUCCGAUCAAUGUCCGUGGUCCACAACCUUGUCCUCCUCCUCCUCUCCUUCGCCAUGUCACUUGGAUGUAUCUUCACCAUUGUCUACCAUACGCCUCAGCUUCACUGGAUCAUCUGCUUCCCGCCCAAAACUCCUCCCUCGGGACCUCUCUUCUUCUGGGCGUACGUCUUCUACCUCUCGAAGGUUCUGGAACUCGUCGACACGCUCCUCAUCAUCGUCGGAAACUCCAUCCGACGGCUCACGUUCCUCCACGUGUACCACCACGCGACGGUCCUGAUCAUGUGCUACCUGUGGCUCCAGACAUCGCAGUCCUUGUUCCCGGUGGCGCUCGUGACGAACACGUGCGUGCAUGUGCUCAUGUACGGGUACUACUUGUUGAGCGCCUUGGGGGUCCGACCCAAGUGGAAGCGGCUCGUGACGGAUUGCCAGAUAGUGCAGUUCUUGUUCAGCUUCGCGGUUUCGGGUGUGAUGCUGUAUUACCAUUUCGGAGGAUCCGGAUGUUCCGGGUUCUCGGGUUGGUGCUUCAAUGCCGUCUUCAAUGCCUCUCUUUUGGCUCUUUUUGUUGACUUUCAUGCAAAGAGUUAUGCGAAUCGCAAGACGCGAGAAGCUCAGAAGCUCAAAGGGUCCUGAUGGUGAUUCCUCAUCUGAACACCAUUGGUUUCGUGUGUGUUAGCCCUCUCUUCUUAAGUAAAAGGCGAAACAAUAGUUCGCUCUGUGCUCACCACACGGGCACGGCUCCGUGUUAGCCCUCUCUUCUAAAAUGCUCUAUUCAAUAUUGUGGCUGAAAUGAAGGGAAUAAAUUUUUCAUUGAAUGGGAAAUCUUUUGUUUACGAGUCUAAUUAUUGAGU